This is a messenger RNA of Paramisgurnus dabryanus, 3240 nucleotides long. It is a transcript of the gene prelp, whose product is annotated as proline/arginine-rich end leucine-rich repeat protein. NCBI's taxonomy places the organism in Eukaryota, Metazoa, Chordata, Actinopteri, Cypriniformes, Cobitidae. Gene Ontology annotation, molecular function: protein binding. The record is from RefSeq and is a predicted model, not a curated record.
CAGCAGGGGUGCGAUGAGAACAGAUCCCAUCGUCACGGGAUGAACGUUUCGAUUUCAUUCGAGCCACUAUUCCCGAAGGCGGGGCAGAGACAGCACUGUUGACCUUCAGAAGGAAAAGAGGGAAAGACCCAAUAGAAAGAUUGCUGAGCAGAGGAGAACAAGGGAGGCAGGGAGGAAAAAGGGGAAAGAAAGGAGUUGAGAAAAGAGGUUAAAGAUUGGAGGGAGAGAAAAUCUUGCUGAGAGUGAAGUGACAGCUAGAGGAUUCAUCAAACGAGGGCAGGAACCAGCAACAGGCAAACAUGUGGCAGAUAGAGCGCAGAUACCAUAGCAAUGCAGUGACGGCUCCAGUCGCUGGUUUCCUUUGAGCUCCCUGGGGUUUUUAGUCUGUUUCUCUCAUCACGACUCCCAGGUUCAGCUUUAAACAGCAGAGCUUUUAUUCAAGUGCAUAGCUACCUGACCAUGAGAGCUGGGCUUGCAUACUGCUCUCUUCUUAUCCUUCUCAUGAUCACAGAUGUCUGGGGCCAGCGAAAGCCAAAACCAAAGCCCGCCCGUCCACCUACCACCAAGAAACCUCCUGUUCCCAAAAAACCACCUUCCUCACCUGGACCAAGACUAGAGCCAGAGCCUCAAGAGCCCACCGAUUUCCCCCCUCCAAUCCUAGGUCCUCCCUCUGAAUUUCCAGACUGUCCCAGAGAGUGCUUCUGCCCCUCAUCUUACCCAAAUGCCCUGUACUGUGAAAACCGCAACCUCCGGAAGGUCCCGAUCAUCCCACCCCGUACCCACUAUCUUUACCUACAGAACAACUUCAUUGAUACAGUUACUGCAGAGUCCUUCAACAACUGCACUGAGCUUAAGUGGAUAAAUCUGGAAAACAACCGCAUUCGUUCAGUGGAGAAGCAAGUUUUUGAGAAGUUGCCAAGCCUGCUUUAUCUUUAUAUGGAAAGGAAUGGACUUAAGGAAGUCCCUAAUGAUCUUCCGGCUGGUCUGGAGCAGCUUCGACUCAGUCACAAUGAGAUUUCGAAGAUUCCUCCUGGAGCAUUUAACAAGAUGGAGCAUCUCGCGCUUCUAGACCUGCAUCACAACAAGAUUAGUGACAGCAGCUUGGGCAAGAACAUCUUCAAGGAUCUCAAGAACUUGGUUCAGCUUAACCUUGCCCAUAACAUCCUUAGGAAGAUGCCAACUAGUAUACCGAAUAGCAUCUUCCAGCUAUUCUUAGACAGAAAUAACAUUGAGGAGAUUCCAAACGACUAUUUCAAGGAUUUUACAAACUUGGCUUUUCUGAGACUUAACUACAACCAGCUCAGUGACAAAGGCGUUCCCAAAAUGGUGUUUAACGUGAGCUCACUGUUAGAUUUGCAUUUGGCCCAUAACCAGUUGACCACCAUUCCAACAUUCAACUCUGAGCUGGAGCAACUUCACCUCAAUAACAACAAUAUUGAGAGUGUGAAUGGCACGGAGAUCUGCCCCAACCAUUCUCAAGACCUCAAUGAUGAGAACAGUGCACCCAGACUGAGAUACCUGCGGCUGGAUGGGAAUCACCUGAGUCCUCCUGUGCCUCUGGAUGUCAUCAUGUGUUUCAGACACCUUCAUGCUAUAGUAAUAUAGACGGUUUCAGUGGCAAAAACAUAAACAAACUGCUUUUGUGGACCAAACUUAACUUCCGGUAGACCUCCACAUAGAGUCAAUAACAACAUAUUCUUUCUAGAGCAGAUUAUUUAUGAUAACAAAGCAACAUAACUAUAGCAAAUGACCUUAGUGCAAACUAAAGCGUAUUACACUGAGCUAACAUAACUGUGUAAAAUCAAGGUUAGUUACACAUCCUUAAAUUCUUGCCUGGCUGCCAAAUCCACACAGUGAUGAUCAUGGGCGGACAGGCCAUUUGACAGAUCUGACAAUUUCCCGGUGGGCCCACAGACUUUUUGGGCUGAUACAUUUCAUACUGUUUUAUCUGGCCAGUCCAUAACACUUGUACAUUGUGCAUCGCUGCAUAUUUCUUUUUUGCUUAAUUCAUUGAUGGCUCUGUGGUCAGCUGUGUCAGGCUUUUUUUUUCAUUUUAAUCAAAAAAGUUAACGUAAGAUGUUUUUGUUUAAUUUCACGUGCAGAUCUUAUAACUUUGGGUUUUUAUGCAUAGUCAAGGUUGCACAAAGAUGGGUGGUUUUUGUGAUGCUAUGUACAGUAGUGGGCCAGUCUGGGCCAAAAUGCCAGGGCCGAUUUUUUGUCCCAGUCCAGUCCUGGUGAUGAUCCAUGCUCACUGCAUUCCUUGACUUUCGAAAACCGAGAUUUUUUUUAUGUUCAACAAGGUAUUUGUUCCAUAUACGUAUAGUAACUAGACCAAUAAACAAGCAAAGACCGGAAGUUAACUUCGGGACAGACGCGUAACCACUGCAAUGCGCACAUGUCCGAUGAAACCAGAGGAAUAGAGGACAUUAGGAGUUGUGAACAGAAACAUGCAUGCCUGAGAUCGGGCAUUCCUGUCUACUUGACUGUACUGAUUGAAUCAAACAGUACCACCGAAUAAAUGCCAAUGCAUUGUUCUUCUAUGUUCAGAAAUGUUUUAAUGUGUAACCUUCAAUACACCAUAUUUAUUGAAUUGCUGCCUUGAAUACAAUUGAGCAUGAGUAUUCUGCAUUCUGCCUUUUUAUGUUUAUAUGUGAUUAAACGCAUGCCGCAGCAAUGGCUAUGAGUGGAUUAAAAUAAACCAUAAAAAUAAAGGUACAUUAACUGACUGUACUGUGUAGUUACAACUAACUAAAAACGUGUAAGAGGUAUCUCUGUAAGGGUGGAUAGGAGAUGCGUGAACUACUGUGUAGUUGAUGAUGUCUUUUAAAGGGAUAGUUCACCCAAAAAUGAAAAUUCUGUCAUUAUUUACUCACACUCAUGUUGUUACAAACCUGUAUUCAUUUCUUUGUUUUGAUGAACACAAAGGAAGAUAUUUUGAUAAAUGUUUGUAACCAAACUGGGUGAUUAUGGGCCCCAUUCACUUCCAUAUUAGGAAAAAAGAAAACUAUUGAAGUAAAAUUUACUUCCAUGUCGCUCGUGAUCGAUUUGGUUACAAAUAUUGCUCAAAAUGUUUUCUUUUGUGUUCAUCAAAACAAAGAAAAUAAUACAGGUUUGUAAAAACCUGAGAGUGAGUAAAUGAUUUUUGGGUGAACUAUCCCUUUAAUGUACCUGUGUUUUUAAGGUACUGUGCGCAGUACUGAUCAAUAUUUCUAUACAAAUAAAUGUUCUGUUACAAAAUAU